Messenger RNA from Guillardia theta CCMP2712, 468 nucleotides. RefSeq lists its product as hypothetical. The transcript has a single exon. NCBI's taxonomy places the organism in Eukaryota, Cryptophyceae, Pyrenomonadales, Geminigeraceae. The record is from RefSeq and is a predicted model, not a curated record. Bases 1 to 468 code for a protein of 155 amino acids.
AUGGCGGCGGCUCCCUGGAGGUCCUCCUACCACAUGCCCAACGGGCCCAUCGCCAUGUCCAUGGACGCGCAUGAUCCCUGGGCCAACCUUGUGAGGGGCAACCGCCGGCUCUCGUGCGAUGUCAGGGUCUCUGCCCUCGGCCAUGCUCGCAACCUCAGGCUUAUUGAGGCAAAGAAGAAGACGAGUCGAGUUCCAAAGGAGUCGCGCGCACAGAACUUUGAGUUCAACAGGGGGCCUGUGCUGGACAUGUUGCCCUCAGGGAGCUCUGCCAAUGCUCCUCCUUUCCUCCUGGGGGGAAGGUUGGGCGGGUCAGGAACCCCCGGGGCCUCUACAAAGGGCAUAAAAUCGACAGCAGGGUGGAGCAGCGCAUGCGCACCGGACGAAGUGGCACCCAAGGUGAUCGAGAGGCUGAGGGUUAAGUCGAGCAUGCCGUCCUCAGCUGUUGGCGGUGCGUUCGAGAGAGUAUGA